GAAAGGAAACUCUCCCUCAUGAAAAGUUAAUAACGUGCAGCAGCACCUUCAGCUACCUCCCAAAAAAUUAAUGAAUAUAUAAAUCGAGUAGCAUCACUACAAUGGUCAACGGUCUUUGAUGGUUUUUUCUUUUUGAGCUACCAACUAUACCUCAGAAUUUCUCAUCUGUUAAGAGAAGAGAAGAUCUAAUGGUGAAGUCAGAGGACGAGGAGGGCGUGGGAUUGGAGUACUGGCUUCAAUGGCAAGUCCUUGUGUGUGCUCUCAUAUUUGUUGUCCCAGCAGUUGUAGCUCUGAUUCUCAUCAAGAAGAAGAGAGAGCCUCUGAGCUCUGCUCAUCUGUGGGUCCCAUGCUGGAGAAACCUCAAUCCCCUUUGGCUCCUCUUCUACAGAGCUUUUGCUUUCACUUCCAUGGCUUUCCUACUCUUUCAGACCGUCUCCAUCUUUGGUGUCUUUGUCUUCCUUUUCUACACUCAGUGGAGUUUUGCAUUGGUGAUGGUCUACUUUGCUGUUGGAACAGCUAUAUCUGCUCGUGGAUGCUGGCGGAACUCCUGCUCAAAGAAAACACUUCCCAAAAAUGGGGAGAGUGAUGAGUUUAUGAAAAAGGAUUUGGGAGAUAGUAUCAAAUUGCAAAGCAAUUAUGAACAAGAGGAAAAUGAGCAUAAAGCAGGGUUUUGGGAGUAUCUUAUGCAAGCUAUUUAUCAGACUAGUGCAGGUGCUGCUGUCCUAACGGACAUUGUGUUUUGGUGUAUUCUAGUCCCAUUUCUGCUCGGUGAAAAUUUUCACCUCACCCUGUUGAUUGGAUGCAUGCAUAGCCUAAAUGCUGUGUUUCUACUUAUUGAUUCUGCUAUCAAUAGCCUUCCAUUUCCUUGGUACCGGCUCACGUAUUUUGUGCUAUGGAGUGUUGUCUAUGUUAUUUUCCAUUGGCUUCUUCAUGCAUUCGGUUUUACCAACUGGUGGCCAUAUCCUUUCCUUGACCUCUCAACUCCAUGGGCACCUCUGUGGUAUUUAGGGUUGGGUUUAGUUCACCUCCCUUGUUAUGGACUAUAUGUGCUGCUUAUUAAAGCCAAAAACUCAAUCUUCUCUAGGAUGUUCCCUUAUGCAUUUGUGAGGGAUGCAGUUUUAUCUGGAGGGAAUUCACUGGAGAAGAAGCAAACCUAGAUAUAUGAUAGAUAUGCAUGUUACUGGACAUAAAAUUUAGCUUCGAUUUAAUAAUCUAUUUGUGUGUGUGUGUGUGUAUGAAUGUGUACAAAAUGGACAUUACAUUUCUAGUGGAAAUGUAAAAUUCACGCAAGUGAGAUUAUUGGAUGAAUAUUCUAGUCUCCAUGAAUUAUGGGAUUACACUAUAUAAAUUAAGGAGAAAUAUAUGGGAUUGCAUACUGUAA
Molecule: messenger RNA, 1381 nt
Organism: Cornus florida
Lineage: Eukaryota; Viridiplantae; Streptophyta; Magnoliopsida; Cornales; Cornaceae
Exons: 9
Coding region: 189-1157 (322 amino acids)
Cellular component (GO): membrane
Source: RefSeq, a predicted model, not a curated record